Molecule: messenger RNA, 1071 nt
Organism: Penicillium canariense
Lineage: Eukaryota; Fungi; Ascomycota; Eurotiomycetes; Eurotiales; Aspergillaceae
Exons: 1
Coding region: 1-1071 (356 amino acids)
Source: RefSeq, a predicted model, not a curated record
AUGACCGCUGAAUUUCGCAUGCCCAUCCACCAGGGACCCCCAGCCCGGAAACCCAUACCCAAUCAACAGACAGGCUACCCUUAUCGGCCUUAUGAUGCUCCGCGCAACCUCGCGCCUCACUCUGCCGUUCCCCAGACCACCCACAGUCGGACUCGCACCACAUCUUCCAAUGUGCUCCCCGCAUACGCCUCCAGCUCCCAACAAUACCAGGGAGUUCCUGGCUCUGCCGUUUCGCCGCAUACGAUGGCGCCUCUAAUGAACUUCCCUCCGGCCCGACGCAUGUCUAGCACCACCACAUCUACCAACUCGACCGGCCACAUGCCCCAAGGGGAGCCGGACAUUCGACGGAGCGCGUCAAACCGCUCUGCCAACUCGCAGCUUGGAUAUGUCGCUCUGAUGCGUCGACAGAAGGCGACGGUGUGGUGCGAUCGGGCGCAGCCCGAAGAUGCUCGAAUGAGGGAGCAGGCGCUGCGGGACAAAAAGAGAGCGUACCUCGAAGUCCAUGGCACAGGGCGCUCAUCGACCCUGGCAAGCGGCAAGAUUCGACAUGGGACGAAGGCUGGGAUGGAUUUCUCACCGUCGAACCUGGUUGGUGCAAAGGUGCCGGUUCGCCUGAGCGCCAAUGAGAUCGGCGACGGAGACGAUGAUGCCCACAGCACUGACGAUCGGGUCAUGCACCGGAGGACCGGCAGCGGCCGUAGCUCCCUGGGCAGCAAUCGAUACCCCAGUGGCUACCAGCGCCAACAGGGCACCAUGGGAAGCAACAGCACCCCUCCGAAUGAGAAGACCGAUUUGCCCGACGUUUCCGAGAACACACCAGCAGAGAAACAGGCCGAGGGGAAGAAGCGGCUGUCCUCGUUGGUCAAGGACGAUGCCGCUACAACGCACACUACAAAUAGUAGUGAGCAAGAAGACUUUGUACCAGACAUGGAAGCCCCGAGCGCAGCCUUGGCUGCAACCCAGAAAGCCAAGAAGGCGGACGACCUACGGCGGCGAGGCAGUGUGGAUGAGCGCACCACGUCAAUGACCAAUGUGCGGCUAUUUGUCGCAAAUCCUGACCUCAGUGACUAA